Molecule: messenger RNA, 1205 nt
Organism: Rubroshorea leprosula
Lineage: Eukaryota; Viridiplantae; Streptophyta; Magnoliopsida; Malvales; Dipterocarpaceae
Source: the annotation of a GenBank genome assembly
AAGACGAAAAGACCAACACCCUUGGCUGAAAACCAUAAGGGCAAAAACAAAAUUUCAAGUUCUCUCGCCCUUUUAUAUGCCAAAUCGUCUGGGACCCUAACCCUAGAGAUUUUCACUUUUCAAGUGAAAUCAAAGAUGGAUAUUGUUCCACCGGCGCUGGCCAAAGGGAUAUUCCUUCUUCUGCAUCGUUCGGAACUUUCCGAUCCGAGGGAAGCUAAAACCUACUGUAAAGCGAUGAUGUUUAAGACUGAUGGCCUUCGCAGGGUGAAGUCGGAACAGCUGUUGAGGGACGUGAAGUUGAGGAGAGUGAAGUUGAGGAAAGCCUACAAGUAUCUACUGGAGGAGGCUGAGGAGUGGAAGAAGAAGGUGGAAGAAAUCGAGGAAGGGUUCAAAGAACUCGAAAUGGAAUCAAUGCACCAUUCAUUGCGAGGCAAACUAUAUUUCAGUGGGCUGCCAUCUGAAUGGCAAACAGAUCCCAUUGAAAAAAACGAAAUCCUGUGCACAAUAACGAACACAGAGAGCAGAAGUCUUCCAUAUUUAGAUGAUCCGAAAGAUGAUGCUGAUGAUGCUGAGGAGGAUGCUGAGGAUGAGAAAGUGAAUGAAAAUGAGUUUGAGGAUGAGGAUGAUAGUGAUGAGAAUGGCUUGAAGUAUUUGAGAAGAAUCAAGUAUUUGAGAAAGAGGAUUAUUUGGAUGAAGUUGGAGGUGAAAUAUCUGGAACCUUACCUCCGAUCCACCCAAGAGAGGUUAGUGCCUUUUUCCUCUUUUUGUUUAUCUUUUAACAAUUUAUUAGCUAUGGUAGUUUUGCCAUAACCUUCCCUUGGCCAGAGUGGCCAGAGUUUUGCCAUAACCCUCCCUUGGCCAGGUUUUAACCAUGACUAACUUAGAAACCCUUUUUGUAGUGAACAGCAUACAUGCAUUUGGGAAAACAUGGCUUCUAUACUACAUAGAAGAUUUUGGAAACAGUGCAAUUAAAUUUAGAAAACUACAGUUUAGGUCAAAUUGUCAAAGAUAUAGUAAAAGAGGUAGCUAUAAACUUGUGCCAUUAGAAUAUAGGCACCAGAUAAGAUCAGAAAAGAGUUGCAUCAGUUCAUAAGCAUGGUUUAGUAUCUCAAUACUAUAAGCAUAGCAUAACAUGUUGCCAUGUAACCAGAAAAUCUGGCAUGCAUGUCCAGCUAUCACAUGUAGAAUAUAAAAUUAGCAUCUGC